Messenger RNA from Aricia agestis (brown argus), 5793 nucleotides. RefSeq names its product integrin alpha-PS2 (gene if). Gene Ontology annotation, biological process: cell-matrix adhesion; integrin-mediated signaling pathway; cell adhesion mediated by integrin. Lineage: Eukaryota; Metazoa; Arthropoda; Insecta; Lepidoptera; Lycaenidae. The coding region runs from base 137 to 4486 and encodes 1449 amino acids. Gene Ontology annotation, molecular function: integrin binding. The record is from RefSeq and is a predicted model, not a curated record. Gene Ontology annotation, cellular component: external side of plasma membrane; integrin complex. The transcript is spliced from 26 exons.
CACGUCAGUCUAGCGCCAGACGCCGCGGCGAACGCACGUCGCGUACCGAACGAACCGAUCAUGAGGACGACUUUGUAAAUAAAAUAUAUAGUGGUUAUAUUUAUAUAGUGAAUUAAUAGUGACUUCUACUAUAACUAUGUUGUAUCUGUGCGUUUUUCUGUGCGCCUGGGCGAGCGCCCUGGGCUUCAAUGUGGAUAUACCGUCGAGGGUAGUUUACACCGGCAAUUUUCAGUCCAUGUUUGGAUUCACCGUUCAGGCCCAUGUGGAUGGAGAUAGAGAGAUGAUUCUGGUGGGUGCUCCUGAGGACGAGCCGUACCGUGUCCCCGGGGUGUCCCGGCCGGGGGCGGUGUACCGCUGCCAGCCCGGCCGCCGGGGCUACUCCGACUCCGGGUCAAACCCCCUCCAGCUGUGUGAUCUGAUCGAGUUUGAUCAUAACCGAAACAACAACAUCGACACGGCGAAGCGGCAGAUCGACCAAAAGUCCAACCAGUGGUUCGGCGCCACUCUCACCAGCACCGGCCGCAAUGGACCCAUUGUGGCGUGCGCCCCCCGCUACGUGUCGUUCGUCUCGGCUAAGCAGAACCAGCGAGACCCCGUGGGCGCGUGCUUCGUGGCCCGCACCGCUGAUGCCAUCGACGUCAACGAGUACUCGCCCUGUCGUAAUUGGUUCCGUUCGCUGGACGAGGCGAGCCACGGGCAGCGUAAGACGGGCACGUGCCAAGCUGGCUUCUCCGCAGCUGUAUCUAAGGAUGGACAGAGAUUGUUCAUGGGUGCCCCCGGAAGCUUCUAUUGGCAAGGGCGCACGAUAUCUGUAGACACUAGCGCCAGGUUCGACUACUAUAUGCCGAAGGAAGGUCAACUUAAGGUCCAAACGAUAAACAAUAAGCCCGUUUUGAUCGCGACUCCUGAAGCGAGUCCCAAGUUUGAUGACUCGUACAUGGGAUACUCCGUGACUGUUGGAGAUUUCGCCGGCCAAGGCAUCCAGGGAGUCGCCGUUGGCGUUCCCAGAGGAAAUGAUUUGAAGGGACUGGUGGUACUUUAUACAUGGGAACUAAACAAUAUCAUAAACAUUACUGGCUCUCAAAUUGGCGCUUACUUCGGCUAUAGUCUGGCCAGUGGAGAUAUUGACGGUGAUGGUGCUGAUGAUAUCAUUGUCGGUGCUCCAAUGUUCACCAACCCGAAAGAGAAUGGAUACGAACAUGGCAGAGUUUACGUUAUCUACCAAGGAAGGAACCGAGCCUAUGCUAAGAGCCACGCUCGAACAGGAGAAAUAUCUCGAGGUAGAUUUGGUUUGGCUGUGACCUCACUUGGAGAUAUCAACUACGAUGGAUUUGGAGACAUAGCCGUAGGUGCUCCAUACGGAGGCAUUAACGGCCAGGGCGUGGUGUACAUCUACCACGGCAGCGAGCGGGGUAUCGGCGAGAAGUACUCCCAAGCCAUCACCGCUGAGGAGAUCAGCCCCACUCUCUCCACCUUCGGGUUUUCCCUCUCCGGUGGAAUUGACCUGGACAGAAACAACUACACUGACUUGGUCGUUGGAGCGUACAAGUCUGAUAGCGUUGUAUUUUUGAAAGCCCGUCCCGUAGUAAAAGUGAUGGCGGAGGUACGGUUCAUGGGGGAGAGCAAGCUCAUCUCACUCACAGAUCGGCGCUGUCAACUCAACAACGGCACCGCUGUUGCCUGCGCACAGCUCAUGUUCUGUCUCACGUACGACGGCGUCAACGUCGACCAGCAGAUUAACUUCGAAGUGACACUCGACCUGGACUCAAGACAGAAGACCAGGAAACGCUUGUUCCUCAUGGAGACAAGGGAGACCAUUUAUAAGACCCACAUCCUGCUCACCCAGGGUCAACAGGAGUGCAAAGACGUUAUGGUGUAUCUUGACGAGGACAUUCGCGACAAGCUCACCCCUAUCGAGGUGAAGAUGACGUACGAUCUAGUCGCCCAACCAGCUGGCUCCGCAGUGCCGCCGGUUUUGGACCAGACCCGUCGAGCCGACCACAGCGAUGCCCUCAAUAUACAGAAGAACUGCGGACCUGACAACGUCUGUAUACCCGACUUGAAGAUGUUUGUUACCACCCCAACAGUCAACUACCUCCUCGGCUCUGGUGAGAACGUCCACAUUGACGUCAAAGUGGAGAACUCUGCUGAAGACGCCUUCGAGGCCGCCUACUACCUGCAGCUGCCAGCUGGUGUUACCUACACCAAGAUGGAGCGGCUGGACAAGGGCGACACACCCAUAUACUGCUCCAUCAAGACCAAGCAUACUGAUGGGAAUACUACGCUGAAGUGUGACCUUGGAAACCCGCUGGCUACUGGACAAAGCGUGGAAUUCCGCGUGAUCCUAGAAGUGGAUUCCCGGGUGACGGCGCUGGAGUUUGACAUGGAGAGCAACUCUACCAACCCCGAGCAGGGCACCACCUACGACAACACCAAGCACCUCGCCAUCGGCGUCGUCAUCAAGGCCGAGAUCAACGUUAUACCGAUCUCCGACCCGCCGGAGCUCCACUACAACCUGUCUCAGUUCACGCCGGAGAGCGCGGCGGACGACGCGCGGCUCGGCCCGCAGCUCGUCCACAAGUACAACCUCAAGAACGAGGGACCCUUCGCCGUCGACGAGGCCGAGAUAUACAUCAUGUGGCCAUACCAGACACUCAGCGGCGAGAAUCUGAUGUACAUGGUAGUUCAGCCGCAGUGGGCGGGCGACGUGACCUGCGACUUCGCGCGACACGUCAACCCGCAGAACCUGUUCGUGCAGAACCCGUACGGGUUCCUGCUGGCUAAGGAAAAGGAAGCCAUGGCAAGCAGCGAAAUGUACACCGCAGCUCAACUCAGCGGAGGCACUGGUGGAUACUACGGACAAAACUAUUGGGAAGAGCAGUACACGAGCGAUGGUAAAAUCAUCCGCACUCAGUCUAGCAGCCAGUCCAGUGGUAACUAUAACCGCAAUCAGGCUGGAAGACAGGAGAACUACGCAGCAGGCGGACAAUAUGGCAGCCAGGGUAGCAGGCAAUAUGGAAGCCAAGGAAGCGGGCAAUACGGGCAAGGCAGCACCUCAGGAGUAACAUACGGCAAUGACCAAGUAGGCGGUGGAAGCUACAGAUACAACCGUACCUGGUCUAGCGGUAACGAAGGGCUAAGCGUGGAAGAACAGGAGGCUAUCAGGCGCCAGCUCGCUGCAGCCGUCCAGAACUCCAACCGCCAGGGAACCUACAGCCAGAGUGGUUAUGGACACAACGAAGGAAGCCAAAGUGGUUACGGACACGCCCAAAACCAAGGAGGCUAUAGCCAAGGCAGUCAAGAUCAGACUUACAACCAGAAUAUAAACAUUCAGGGUGGUCACGUAGAUGUUGGUGGUUACAACCGUGAUGGACAGUUGGUGAGGGUUAAGAACAGGACUAUCCUGUAUGAUGAGAACCACAACAUCAUAUCGCAGACCGAGACCAGCACCGAGUAUGGAUCUUUGGGACACGAGGGGGAAGCUGGCAGCUCGUUUAAUAGGUACAACAACCAAAGGAAUGGCAAUCAGAAUGCUGGUGGCUUCGUUCACGGAUCCUGGGCAACCACGGAAACCGUCAAUUCGGAUCUGAUGAAUGCCGUGUCAUCCACCUACCGCGGCUCAGGCAGCCCCAGCGUCACAGUCGUUGGUGAUGAGGAGGAGGACAAGCUCGAAGGUUUCGGAACAUUCGCGGCUUCAAAUGCCAACAAUGAGUUCAGAUAUGGCAUCGCUGAUGUUACCAAUAGCCAAGGUGGCGCUAGAGCCCAAGGAAGCAGGCAGGGUUACCAACAGGGAGCAGCAUACCAGGGUGGUGCCGCCUAUCAGGGUGGAGCGGCAUAUCAGGGUGGAGCAUCACAGCAGGGUGGUGCAGCAUAUCAGGGUGGCUACCAGGGUGGUUACCAGAGUGGAUCCACCUACGGCACUAGUGGAGGAUACUCGUAUUCGUCACGAUCAGGUCACUCAAGUCAUUCGCAGUCCGGCAGCAGCUACGGCUCCGAGCAGAGACGGGAGAGCACCAGAAGGCGUCGCCAAGAUGAAGUGGACCCUCAACUGAAGGAGAUCCUGCUGAAAUGCGAGGAGAAGUACAAGUGCGAGGUGGUGCGCUGCCGCACCGGCCGCCUUGCGAAGGGCCAGGAGGUGUGGCUGGCGCUGCGCUCCAGGAUCAACACCACCGUGCUGAACGAUAUGUCCGGUUCCCGGUCCGUCAAGCUAUCAUCACUAGCCGCGGCGCGCGUAACACGUCUCGCGCGGGGGACGCAGCGCGGUGCGUGGAAGACGGCCGAAGCGACGACGGUACUCACGCCGCAGCUUGAAGCCCUCGGCACGGGGACAAUACCGCUCUGGGUGAUCAUACUAGCAGCGAUUGUUGGUGCGCUAGUCCUGCUGCUGCUUAUAUUCGCGUUGUACAAGUGCGGCUUCUUCAAGCGCAACCGUCCCUCCGACCACACGGAGCGGCAGCCGCUGAACGGACGCGACGAACAUCUCUGAUACCCGACCACUGAUCUUGGCGUCGCCUCCGACACGCCCGGCACGUCCGGCACGUCACGACGUGCGUCCGGCACGUCACGGCGAGCGUCCGGCACGUCCGACGUGUCGGACAGCUCCACGGACGCCGCUAGUGACGUCACCAGCCGCGAUUCUAGCAGCUUCAACCGCUAUUAGUUUUUAGAGUCAAGCGUUUUUGGUACGCGGAUUGGGGCUAUUUACAAUGGAUGGACAUAAUUUAUUAUGUUUUUAAUUGUACAGCUUCAAGUCUUGUACAAAACAAUAAGGGCCUUCAAAAGUAUUUGACAAAUAUAUAAUAAUAUCGUACAGACUCUCGGACUAUAAAAAUGUGGCGGCAGAAGCGACCAUGUUGUAGUUAGCUAAAUUUUUUCCAUCUUAUUUUGUACAUUUCACGCGGUAAAAAAUUAAGAUAUAGGGUGAUGUGUUUUACGCCCUAGUAUUAUUUUUGUAGUAGGUUACUGAUAUUACUAAUGAAUUGAUAUUUAGACGUAAGCGAUCGCAAUCUCUUGUACAUAACUGUUGUAACUAGCGACCCUCAUGAGAUUUGGCAAAAGCGACUUUUGUACAUUUUUUUUCUAGAAAAAAUGUUUCAAAAUUAUUUUAUUUAUAUAAUUUAACUAGUCACGGUUAUGGAAAAUGAUGUCUCGACCAAAACGAAAAGAUUUGGGAGUGUGAUAGGUACUGUGUGAAUUGAAGGAGUGUGUAAUACAGAGAAAGUAUUUUAUCAUUGAACAUUUAACUAAGUAGCUAGGAAUUUUAGGUGGCUUAACUAUUAAUUAGGAGGCACAACCUCGCUUAGCACAAUAACGUAAGCAAUAUUUGGUGCAAAAAUCGCAUAUAAAUGUCUAAAAAGUAGUGCCUUAUUAUACAAAAAUUAGGCUUCGUGCAUAGUAGAUAAAUUUUAAAUGUAAUUUUUAGAAAACUUUUGAAAUGAUUACAAUAAAUAUUAAAAGUAUUAUGAUAUUAGGCAGGGAAAAUUGUAGUAUCUAUGCAAGAGCACAUUUUUAUUGAUGCUAAGUUAAUAAAAUAUGAGUCAAUUAUUUUUUACAAUGUUCUCCAAAUUUUUUAAUGAAUUUUUAUAAUAUCUUAUACCUCAUUACGUUUAUUACCAAAAGACUAUUAGAUGAAUCCUUACAUUACAAAAAUUUAAAAAAUGUAGCUUGCACAUUAUACAAUAAAAUAGUACAUAAGAUGUGCUUAUAGUUUAGAGUAAGCGAGAAAAGAAGAUGCCUUAAAGUAGAGUGCUAGCGUAAAUAAAAGCAAAAGCAGCUAAUUAUUUUUAACGGAUA